Molecule: messenger RNA, 4595 nt
Organism: Elaeis guineensis (African oil palm)
Lineage: Eukaryota; Viridiplantae; Streptophyta; Magnoliopsida; Arecales; Arecaceae
Source: RefSeq, a predicted model, not a curated record
UUUUCUCACGGCAGCUCCAAAGACCGAGCUCACUUCCCCCCUUUCUCUGUCUGUCUCCGGUUUCUUUAAUCUCGUGUUCUCUCCUCUUCUCUCCCUUCCUUUGGACUGGAUCUCGUCUUGGACCCGAAGAGAAGAGAAGCCGGCAGGCGGAGGCGGCCAAGAACAAAUGAUGGGGUUUUUGUUGUCUUUAUAUUAAUCUUGUCUUGGGAGACGUUUGCUGGUAGUUGAUGGAAUCCGGGCUACCACGUUCUGUGGGUUUCUUCGUUCUGGAAGGAAGAAGAGGGGUGUAGAAAGGAGUGGGUAAAAGGAGGGCUCGAGAAGAGGUUUCUCUAUUGAUCCACCAAGAUGACAGUAGAUAAUCCGCCUGUGACAGCCCAAGGCGCUAGGGUGAGCCAAUCUUCCUUGAGCUCCAGCAAUGGCAAUGCCACCCCUUUCCACUCCAGUAAUGGCAGUGCCAUCUCCUUGCAUGGCUAUGCUGCCAGUGAGAAUGGUGAUGGAUAUGACAGUGAUGGUUCCUACUUGGCUCCCCCUACCCCAACAACCUUGUCAAUGUCUAUUCCACCUGAGCUUGCUGGUGCUAUCCCUUUGAUCAACAGAUUCCAGGUUGAGGGAUUUUUGAAAUCCAUGCAAAAACAAAUGCAAUCUGCUGGGAAACGAGGGUUUUUCUCAAAAAAAUCUGUAGGCCUUCAAGUUCGUGAAAGGUUUACAUUUGAGGAUAUGCUGUGUUUCCAGAAGGAUCCUAUCCCAACUUCUUUGCUUAAAAUCAGCAGUGAUCUGGUAAACCGUUCCGUCAAAAUGUUUCAGAUUAUUCUAAAGUACAUGGGAAUUGAGUCAUCAGACAAAAUAACUAUAUUGAGCCUGGAAGAGCGGAUUGAGCUCGUUGCAAAGCUUUACAAACACACUCUGAAGCGUUCUGAGCUUCGAGAUGAGCUUUUUGCACAGAUAUCAAAGCAAACACGUAAUAACCCUGACAGGAGCUGCUUGUUAAAGGCAUGGGAGCUUAUGUAUUUAUGUGCAUCUUCCAUGCCUCCAAGCAAGCAUAUAGGGGCAUAUCUAUCAGAGUAUGUGCACCAUGUAUCUCAUGGGCUGAACACUGACCCCGAAGUCCAAGUCCUCACACUGAACACGUUGAAUGCUUUAAAACGCUCUGUCAAGGCAGGACCUAGAGUUACAAUUCCUGCACGUGAGGAGAUUGAAGCUCUACUGACUGGGAAAAGGCUCACAACAAUAGUAUUUUUCCUUGACGAAACUUUCGAAGAAAUCACAUAUGACAUGGCAACAACUGUUGCUGAUUCUGUAGAGGAGCUUGCUGGGAUCAUCAAACUCUCAGUGUACUCCAGUUUCAGCUUAUUUGAGUGCCGGAAAGUUGUUAAUGGUUCAAAGUCUCCUGAUGUUGGCAAUGAGGAAUAUAUAGGAUUAGAUGAUAACCAAUAUAUUGGUGAUUUGCUGGCGGAAUUUAAGGCAGCUAAAGACCGCAGUAAAGGGGAGAUCCUCCAUUACAAGCUAAUAUUUAAGAAACGGCUAUUCCGGGAAUCAGAUGAAGCUGUAGCAGAUCCAAUGUUUGUCCAGCUGUCGUAUGUGCAGUUACAACAUGAUUAUAUUUUGGGAAAUUACCCUGUUGGGAGGGAUGAUGCUGCGCAACUGUCUGCUUUGCAAAUUUUGGUCGAGAUAGGAUUUGUUGACCAUCCUGAUACAUGUGGUGAAUGGAUAUCGCUUCUUGAAAGGUUUUUACCUAGACAAAUAGCAAUGACACGAGCAAAGAGGGACUGGGAGGUUGACAUUAUCUCUCGUUAUCAGUUAAUGGAACACAUGUCAAAGGAUGAUGCAAGACAACAAUUCCUUCGAAUCUUGAGGACCCUACCUUAUGGGAACUCAGUUUUCUUUAGUGUGCGGAAGAUAGAUGAUCCAAUUGGUCUUUUACCUGGCCGGAUCAUUUUAGGCAUCAACAAGCGUGGGGUUCAUUUUUUCCGCCCAGUUCCUAAAGAAUACUUACACUCUGCAGAGCUUAGAGAUAUCAUGCAAUUUGGUAGCAGCAACACUGCUGUUUUUUUUAAGAUCAGAGUUGCUGGUGUUCUUCAAAUUUUCCAGUUUGAAACUAAGCAGGGUGAGGAAAUAUGUGUUGCUCUUCAAACACAUAUAAAUGAUGUAAUGCUACGUAGAUACUCGAAAGCACGUUCUGCUUCAGGUGGAGCUACUCAUGGUGAUUUCUCUCAAACAGUCAAGCCACCAAGCAUGGAUGUAUAUGAAAAACGUGUGCAAGAGUUGUCCAGAGCUGUUGAAGAAUCUCAGAAAAAUGCAGAUCGAGUGUUUGAAGAAUUGCAUGCAAAACAGAAGCAAGAAUUGGAGAUGCAGGAGGAAUUGCAAGGGCUGGAAAAUACUUUGCAGUCUGAGAGACAAAAACUACAAGAAGUCAUAAAUGACCGUGAUAAACUUAAAGCACUAUGUAGCGAAAAGGAUUCUGCUUUGCAGGCCGUGUUAGUGGACAAAAGUAGCUUGGAGGCCAUGCUGACAAAGCUGAGCACUGGAGGGCAACUUUUAGUAGAGAAUAAUACCAAGAGGGAGUGUUUAUCUGGAUCUGAUUAUACUGGAGGAGAUGGUUUGGUCAUGAAGGGUACAAGGAAUAACUGUAGUGAUACAGAGAAGAGUGUAACUGAAAAGAGCUUCGAAGAUGAACGUAGAAAACUCAAAUUGCAUAUUAAAGAAUUAGAGCAAAAGUUUGAAAGUAUGUCACAAGCUUUAAAUGCUGCUGAAUCUACUCUUGCAAUGAGAAAUGCUGAACGGGAUGCAUUACAAAACAAUCUAAAAGAGUUGGAAGAAUUGCGGGAAUUUAAAGAGGAUAUUGAUAGGAAGAAUGAACAAACAGCUGAAAUUUUGAAAAAACAAGGUGCACAAUUGGUUGAACUAGAAGCACUUUAUAAGGAGGAGCAAAUUUUACGAAAGCGUUAUUAUAAUAUGAUUGAAGAUAUGAAGGGCAAGAUAAGAGUCUACUGUCGUUUGCGCCCUCUAAAUGAGAAGGAGAUUGCAUUAAAGGAGAAGAAUGUUAUCAUCAGUGUUGAUGAAUUUACAGUUGCACAUCCUUGGAAAGAUGAUAAAUCGAAGCAACAUAUUUAUGACCAUGUCUUUGAUCAAACUGUUUCUCAGGAAGAAGUUUUUGAAGAUACCAAGUAUCUGGUGCAAUCAGCUGUUGAUGGAUAUAAUGUGUGUAUAUUUGCAUAUGGUCAAACUGGUUCUGGGAAGACUUUUACAAUUUAUGGUUCAGAAAGUCAACCUGGACUUACCGCAAGAGCAACGGCCGAACUUUUUAAAGUGAUGAAACGUGAUAGCAGCAAGUAUUCAUUUUCUUUAAAGGUGUAUAUGGUAGAACUGUAUCAAGAUAAUUUGGUAGACCUCUUAUUGCCAAAAUAUGCAAAGCGUUCAAAGUUAGAUAUUAAAAAGGACUCAAAGGGCAUGGUGACUAUAGAGAAUGUGACAAUUGUCCAAAUUUCAAGCUUUGAAGAACUAAGGACUAUUAUUUCCAGAGGAUCUGAGCAAAGGCAUACUGCAGAAACUCAGAUGAAUGAUCAAAGUUCGAGAUCACAUCUGAUACUUUCAAUUAUUAUCGAGAGCACCAAUCUACAAACUCAAUCUCUUGCCAGAGGAAAGCUUAGUUUCGUAGAUCUUGCUGGUUCUGAGAGGGUAAAGAAGUCAGGUUCUGCAGGAAAGCAACUGAAAGAAGCCCAAAGCAUCAAUAAAUCCCUGUCAGCUCUUGCAGAUGUCAUUGGUGCUUUGUCUUCUGAUGGACAACAUAUACCAUACAGGAAUCAUAAAUUGACAAUGCUCAUGAGUGACUCUAUUGGGGGCAAUGCUAAAACUCUUAUGUUUGUGAAUGUAUCUCCAGCAGAGUCAAACUUGGAUGAAACUUACAAUUCUCUAAUGUAUGCAUCAAGGGUGAGGUGUAUUGUCAAUGAUCCGAGCAAGAAUGUUUCCUCAAAAGAAGUUGUACGUUUAAAGAAGUUGUUGGCCUAUUGGAAGGAACAAGCGGGGAAACGAGGCGAUGACGAAGAAGUAGAAGAUAUUCAGGAUGUAAGGCAUUUACCAGAGAGAACAGAUGGCCGGCUUUCCACUUGAGAGCUUGCCAAAGGUGGCAGGUCCUUUCUUUGGAGCAAAGACAGGUCCUUUCUUUUGGGCCACUAACUUUUUGUAUUACCGAGUGCCUACCUCUACUAUGCUAAGAGGUAGCCAUCAAUGGUCAAGCAUUUACUAACAGGCUUCUAAGGUUAUAUUCCAGCCAACAGCAUGUGGUGAAUGUUGUUUGAGAAAGCCCAUACUUGUUGUACAGUAAGAAAUCAUAUAUGCAGCAACACUUAUGUAUGCAUAAUUACACUGUCCGUUCAUUAGAAAAGUUUAUAGAGUUGUUACAGGUGCACUCAAGACCGGUUACUCAUCUUUAGAGCAAAUGAAGGUAUGUUUAUCACCUCUCUCCUCCCUCCCUCCCUCCCCAACUUGUUGUUGCAAUGUCAAACAAAAUCACUUGCUGUAACCGAGGACUGUACAUGCAUUGUAUUUGGAUUAGACCUGUACAAAUUCAGACCUGGACUUUAUAAGCAAUUUGGGUU